AUGGAUAAGCAUGAAAAAUCAAAAUUAACAACGAUUGAUGAAGGACGAAAAUGCCCUAGCCAUCAUUAUUGUUUGAUUAGCAAUCUGAAAGUAGGGCUGAUUUUCAUCAACUUGCAAAUCAAGGGAGUUGAUGUGAAGGCUAAACAUUUAGAGACAAUGGACUUCAGAGAUGGAUGCAAAAAUGAAUGUGUCAGACUUCUUGGAUCCAAAGGCCUCCUGUAUUUCGAAUAUGUCUUCAUGUUGUUGUCUUUGGGGUCUGCAAGGGAGGUGUUUUCGUCGGCGCCUUCACAGGGAGUAAUAUAUGUCCAACUUUUGCAGAACCUGAAGAUAUUUAUUCAGGUGCAUGUUAGGUGUUUGGUGAAAUGUCUAACUGAAGCUAUCCUUCAUUUUUUACCCUUAUUCAUGACACUAGCCAAUACAACUUUGGGCUGGUAA
This is a messenger RNA of Lactuca virosa, 435 nucleotides long. Lineage: Eukaryota; Viridiplantae; Streptophyta; Magnoliopsida; Asterales; Asteraceae. The record is from the annotation of a GenBank genome assembly.